Megalops cyprinoides (Indo-Pacific tarpon) is the source of this 2173-nucleotide messenger RNA. Its product is annotated as MOB kinase activator 2. The record is from RefSeq and is a predicted model, not a curated record. The transcript is spliced from 5 exons. Lineage: Eukaryota; Metazoa; Chordata; Actinopteri; Elopiformes; Megalopidae. Gene Ontology annotation, cellular component: nucleus; cytoplasm. Gene Ontology annotation, biological process: signal transduction; positive regulation of protein phosphorylation. The coding region runs from base 188 to 901 and encodes 237 amino acids. Gene Ontology annotation, molecular function: protein kinase activator activity.
CACACACACGCACACGUGCUCACACACACACACGCUCACACACACCACUCGGGAGGACAGCUCGGCUGGCGCUCUCCGUGUCUCUGCAGCGGUGGGAGGAAGCGGAUCUCGGGGCUGCGUUCGCGUGCUCCUGUCCCUCUGAUGGGGACAGCGGCGUCUGGCUGCACCCGGCGCGCUCGGCCCAGACAUGGGCGGCUGUCACAGCUACAUCAGCAGCGGCAGCAGGGAGGGGGACACCGCCUCCAAGGCUGAGGAAUUCUCUGACAUCACCGGACACAACCUGAAGAAUAACAACACGCAAGCGGCCCCGUCCCUGGAGGAGAAGCCGUACCUGAUGCAGGACUACGUGUCCGAGCGCAUCGCUGACAUCGAUGUUAAGACCCUGUCUGUGUUGCCGGAUGGCUUCGAUAAGGCCGAGUGGAUGGCCAGCCACACCAUCACUUUUUUCAAGCACAUCAACAUGUUGUCCAGCGCCCUGUCUGACUUCUGCACCACCAGGACCUGCCCCACCACCACCGGCCCUGGUGAUAUGACGUACUAUUGGACCGAUGAGCACGGGAAAAAGCUGAAGUGCUCGGCCCCGCUGUACACAGACUACACCAUGUCCUACAUCCAGGAGCUGCUGACAGACGAGGAGGUGUUCCCCACACACACAGGCUCCUCCUUUCCGAAUGGAUUCGUGUUCCUGGUGCAGAGGAUCUUCCUGUACCUGUUCCAUGCGCUGGCGCACCUGUACUGGGCGCACUUCCGGGACGUGGUGCGCAUGGAGAUGCACCCGCACCUCAACACGGUCUUCGCUCACCUUGUCACCUUCGGCCGGGAGUUCCAGCUGCUGGAGCCAGCUGAGACCGCGCCCAUGGAGGACCUCAUAUCCACCCUCUGCCUCCACCACACCUCCUGAUCUCCUCCCUCUGCCUGCACCACACCUCCUGAUCUCCACCCUCUGCCUCCACCACACCUCCUGAUCUCCACCCUCUGCCUGCACCACACCUCCUGAUCUCCUCCGUCUGCCUCCACCACACCUCCUGAUCUCCACCCUCUGCCUGCACCACACCUCCUGAUCUCCUCCGUCUGCCUGCACCACACCUCCUGAUCUCCUCCGUCUGCCUGCACCACACCUCCUGAUCUCCUCCCUCUGCCAGCAGAACAGAUUCCGCCCCCCAAGCCCAACAGAAAAGGCCAGACUGCUAAAAACACGAUCAGCAGGUUUCUUCCUGCAGCUGGAGGUGAGGGUGCAGUGAUGCAUGGUCUCCAUGGCUUCACCAUGCUUUCUCUCUCCUGUGGGAAUCGUCACCCUGGAGGAGUUAAAGCUGUCCACCGAUGACUGCUGAGAUCAUGAAGGGAGAAGUUUGUUUUUUGGGGAGGGUCACAGCAGAGCCUGAGGAGUAUCAACCCCCUACAGAACUGAUAAUGUCAGAAACAGGAUGGAAAGGGUUGCACUGCAGCAUCAACACCAUAUUUUAUAAACACUGAUUAUAUUGAAUGUGACUGUUUUACAUACUCACUUGUACAUAUUCUAACAUUUUCACUUCAUGUACCUGACUAAAAUGACAUAUUAUGGUAUUCCACUGAUGAAAUACAGUGAUUAUGGGGUAUAUUCAUGAAGAGGGUGAUGAACUGAAAGGAUACAUUAGCUGGCUGGUUCAUAUUAAAUGUAGGUAGAACUCAAAACUGUAUAACCUUCAACAGCCACUGGAGACUAUUUCCAACUUAUGUGUCCCUAUGGUCUUUGCACUAUGGAAAUCGAGAAACAUUUCAUAUUUGUAGGAGGGCAGCAACACAAGAUUGAAGAUCGUUUUUAUUUCAUUCAAUCAAGGAGGAUAUUUUGAUUUAUAACGUCAUGUUAUGCGUGUUAAGAAAAUGUUUUAUAUGUUUAGCUGGCAUUUCCAAUGCUGUAUUAAUCCCUGCAAUAUUGCUGAUACCAGAAACACACUGAAGUAUUCCCACCCUGUACCAUUUGUCAUACUGAGUUUCUCUGCGUCCACAUCGUAAACAUGCUGUCAGGGUAACUGGCAGGAUGGAUACAGAGAGACCAAGCAGUCUUGUCACCUGCUUCCAGUCCUCUAAGAGUACUGUAUGAAGCAGACUGCAGAGGUACUGUACUAACCAUACUCCCCAUGCUCUGCAUUGGGUGAAAGUAACAGGUUGCUCCUGGCCACUUGGUCAUCUGCCC